This is a messenger RNA of Hibiscus syriacus, 904 nucleotides long. RefSeq lists its product as uncharacterized. The record is from RefSeq and is a predicted model, not a curated record. Lineage: Eukaryota; Viridiplantae; Streptophyta; Magnoliopsida; Malvales; Malvaceae. The transcript has 2 exons. The coding region runs from base 104 to 904 and encodes 266 amino acids.
UUUUGAUGGCGUACGGUAAUCUUGAUACUAGAUCAUUGAAAAGAUUUGGCUGUUAUUGUUAUCUUUUGCAUGGCCUUGGAGUCUCCGAUUAGGAAUUUGUUACAUGUGUCAGUCUUUCCAGAAUCAGGGCAUUUGGAUGACAAAAGAUGCCGGUUUAAACGAUGGUGAGAUGACUUAUGAUACUUCAUCUAGAGUUGAUCCCAAACGCUCUCAUCAAUGGUUCAUGGAUGGUACUGAGACAGACUUAUUUCCAAACAAGAAGCGGGCGUUGGGAGUUCCAACAACCAAUUUAUUUUCUGGAAUCUUGAAUUCGAAUGUUUCUCCAUGGGGAAAUGCAUCUGGUCUUACUUCAAUCUCGCGGCAGUUUUCUGAACGGUUAUUUGAUAGCGAAACAGCCCGAGCAGUUAACUUUGAUGAUCAAAGCUAUUCUUCUGGUAACAUUGAAAAGGUUAUCAUGGGGAGAAAGGCUAAUGAGGAUUUAUUUACAAGUGAUUCAUCAUUUGGUUUAUCUAUGUAUCAUACGUUGGAAGAUCCUCGAUCUGGGUUGAUCUUUGGGGGGAUUAAGAAGGUAAAAGUUUGUGAGGUCAAGGAUUCGGAGAAUAUCAUGUCUGCAUCAAUGGGAUACGUGUCUAAUAGGGUUGAUAACAACUGUGUGUCAACUGAUCAUGAUUACAACAAGGUCGAAGAUGGUAUUAUGCCAAUGGGCCUUCCUUAUAACAAAUGGGAUUCUACUGGUAAGAACAAUGUUUUCAUGUCUAUGGGACAAUCCUAUAACAAAAGUGAGGAUAACAAUGCAAUUGCAAUGAGCAAAUCCUUUGAUAAGGGCGAUAACAAUUUCAUACCUACAGUAAAGGAUACGACAGCACCAUAUCUAUUACUCGUAGCUACAAGCGGGCAGCUAUAA